Molecule: messenger RNA, 1693 nt
Organism: Misgurnus anguillicaudatus (oriental weatherfish)
Lineage: Eukaryota; Metazoa; Chordata; Actinopteri; Cypriniformes; Cobitidae
Biological process (GO): negative regulation of transcription by RNA polymerase II; regulation of immune system process; regulation of cytokine production
Cellular component (GO): nucleoplasm
Molecular function (GO): DNA-binding transcription repressor activity, RNA polymerase II-specific; RNA polymerase II cis-regulatory region sequence-specific DNA binding
Source: RefSeq, a predicted model, not a curated record
UGUGUUUGUGUAUCCUCAGUGUUUUUCUCUCUUGAGUGUUUUAAACAGAGUCUUGUCUCUGUGUAUUUUAUUGUUGAUGAUGGAUGUGAUGUGCUGUAAAUCAGUAGGAACUGAUCUGUCCAUGCUGGAUAUUGAUGAUUUCAUGACAGAAAUCUCUCAGCUGAAGAAAGAGGUGGCGUUACUGGAGACAAAGCUGAGGUUAAGAGGAGAUGAAGGACUGAAGAGAGAGGACUCCGAGCUCAGUCUGACUUUACUCUGUUAUACUGAGUCAAAGCACACAGACGCUCAGGACACUACAGUGUGUGACAGUAAUCAGGACUUACAGGAUGAUGAAUCUACUGAUCAAACCUCCACAGAGUCUCUGGAUUCUGUCUGUAACGCUGGAGAACAGCAGCAGAUCCUGCAGACCAAACUCAACAUGUGUUCAGUCAAACUCGUGGAGAUGAGAAGAGAAACCAUAGCAGAGGAACAUCACAGUGAUGGAGACAAUCGUGAUGAUGAUGAUGAUAUAAUUGCCUUAGAUGAGAUCGGUGACUCGUGUGUGGAUGGAGAAAUAACGUCCUCGACUCUUUCCUGCAUCACCGGUGGAGAGACAAUCAGCUCACGAGGACAUUCAGAGAGAAAACACACAGAACAGAAACUCUUCACCUGCAGGAGAUGUAAAAUCAGCUUUACUAGCUUACAAGAGAAGAGACGUCAUCAUUCAGAAAAGCACAAAGAGAAGAAGAAUAAACAGGUUCACUGUCAGCAGUGUGGGGUUAAUUUUGUCUUCUUAUCUCAGCUAAAAGAACACAUGAAGAUACACAGUGAUGAAAAGUCUUUCCACUGCACUGAAUGUGGCAAAUAUUUCAGCAGCAAAGGAAAUCUUAAUGCUCAUAAAAGAUCUCACACAGGAGAAAAACCAUUCGAGUGUCCUCACUGUAAGAUAAGAUUCAGACACAAACCUCAUCUGAAGACACACAUGCUUAUACACACAAAUGAGAGACCGUAUCUGUGCAGUGAAUGUGGAAAAACCUUUAGGUACCCCUUCUCUUUAAAGUCACACCAAACAUUACACACUGGAGGGAGGCGCCAUCAAUGUUCAUACUGCGAUAAAUGUUUUCAGCAGAAAAUUCAUCUGAUAGUCCAUGAGAGAAUUCACACCGGAGAGAAACCUUACCUCUGCUCUUACUGUGGUAAGAGCUUUACUCAUCCAACUAAUUUCAAAAAUCACCAAGCUAUGCACACUGGAGAAAAACCUCAUCAAUGUAAUGUGUGUGGAAAGAGUUUCAGUCAAAAUUACAGUUUAGUGUCACACCAGAGAGUUCAUACAGGAGAAAGACCUUUCAAAUGCUCUCAGUGUGAAAAGACGUUUACUCUAGCAGGUAACCUAAAAAAUCAUCAGAGAGUUCAUACUGGAGAGAAACCUUACGUCUGCUCCAUAUGUGGAGAAAGAUUCACUUAUUUCGGACCUUUAAAGACUCAUCAGAAGAAACAUACUGAAGAACAAACAGCCAUGUGUGAAAAAAUAGCUCCUACAUAAAUACUUUCACAUUUGUUUGGGAUAUCUGGGCCUAAACAGACCUUUUUUUUGCGGGACUGUCUGAUACUGUGCGUUACACAUGAUUGUCAAGACACAAAGUCUUUGUGCACUAUAUUCCAAUUCUUAAUACGUUCAAUAUGUUUAUGUGAAGAAUAAAUGUGCAUUUAAGUA